This is a messenger RNA of Harmonia axyridis, 786 nucleotides long. It is a transcript of the gene BCL7-like, whose product is annotated as B-cell CLL/lymphoma 7 protein family member B-A. The coding region runs from base 163 to 564 and encodes 133 amino acids. The record is from RefSeq and is a predicted model, not a curated record. The transcript has 4 exons. Lineage: Eukaryota; Metazoa; Arthropoda; Insecta; Coleoptera; Coccinellidae.
AUCUGUGUUCAUUAUGGUUUUGGGGUUAUAUUUGUAAUUUUUACUAAGAAGUAAAGUUAGAUUGAGGAAUUUUACUGUAAUUUUGUAAAAAAGGAAGUCAAUGCAGCAAAUCUUUGAAAUAACGUUUAUAUAUGGAGAAAUGACCUAAAGCAAAUUAGCAAAAUGUCUAGAUCUAUUCGAGCCGAGACUCGUAGUAGAGCCAAAGAUGAUAUCAAAAAAGUAAUGAAUGUGAUAGAUCGAGUUCGACACUGGGAAAAGAAAUGGGUCACGAUUGGUGAUACAACUAUGAAAAUAUACAAAUGGGUGCCAGCAGCAAAUAGUGAAUCAAAGAAGAUUCACAAGCAGAAGGAAAUUAAUAAGGAGAACAUAUCUCGUAAACAUGCAGUUGAUAAUUCAAAUUCUAACUCAAAUUUUAGUAUAGCCGAGGAUUCUAACACCUGUUUUUCUACUGGAGGAGAUUCUCAAGGACCUACAGAUUUUUCAUCGUCUCAUAUGACAUUCUCUGAUGAUUCCAAUUCGCAGGGUAGUGAAAUGGCUGUAAAAACACUAAAACCGACUGAUUGAUACUCUUUCCAUGUGAUUGUAAAAUGUAAUUAAAAUCUUUUUCUGUUAAUUUACAGAAACACUUCCACCUCUUGAAAUAGGUCCUGAUCUCUGUGUUUGGAAUGUUUCUUUUGUACAUCUAAUUAAUUCAGAGCCCUUGACAUGAUUGUAUAGUAUUUCUAAAAAUUAAUUUUUUACCUAUAUUUAAAGUUAAGUUAUAAACAUAAGUUAUGAGAAGUAAAA